Molecule: messenger RNA, 1209 nt
Organism: Cucumis sativus (cucumber)
Lineage: Eukaryota; Viridiplantae; Streptophyta; Magnoliopsida; Cucurbitales; Cucurbitaceae
Product: purine permease 3
Exons: 2
Coding region: 45-1145 (366 amino acids)
Cellular component (GO): membrane
Molecular function (GO): purine nucleoside transmembrane transporter activity
Source: RefSeq, a predicted model, not a curated record
CAUCAUCAUUGGAUGCUGCAAACAACCUUGAGUGCACACACUCCAUGGACCAACAACAACAACAAACCACCCCCGCCAUGAGAAGGACUCUUCUUGUUUUCAAUUGCUUUUUGUUAGCCGUCGGUACCUGCGGUGGUCCUUUGCUUAUGCGUUUGUAUUUCCUUCACGGCGGAAACCGCGUCUGGCUCUCCACCUUUCUAGAAACCGGCGGAUGUCCAAUUAUUUUCAUCCCCUUGCUAAUUAGUUACAUUCAUCGCCGCCGGCGUCGUGCCCACUCCCUUAACCCAUCGGAAUCUACCAACUCCACCGAGAUGAUCUUCAUGAAGUCACGCCUAUUUUUAGCCUCCGGUGUCAUCGGCAUCAUCACCGGCUUCGUGGAUUUCUUAUACGCUUACGGCGUCGCUCGAAUACCCGUUUCCACGUCAGCUUUAAUUCGUGCGUGUCAGCUGGCGUUCACAGCAGGCUUCGCGUUCUGGCUAGUGAAACAGAAAUUCACAGCCUAUUCAAUAAACUCCGUCGUUUUGGUUACCGCCGGAGGGGCAAUUUUGGCAUUACAUACAAGUGGAGAUCGCCGUGCCGGAGAAUCCAAUAGAGAAUACAUCGAAGGGUUCUUAACGACCGUAGCAGCGUCGGUUGUGUACGGAUUCAUUCUGCCCCUUGUGGAAUUGACCUACAAAAAAGCUCGUCAGCAAAUCACCUACACUUUAGUCCUUGAAGUUCAGUUGAUUAUGUCAUUGUUCGCCACCCUCGUAUGCUCCAUUGCCAUGUUAAUCAACAACGAUUUCCAGAUGAUUGCAAUGGAAGCUGAAGCAUUUGGAUUAGGAAAGGCCAAAUACUAUGUGAUAUUAGUAUUGAGUGCCAUAAUUUGGCAAGGUUUCUUUUUAGGAGUGAUAGGGGUUAUUUUCAGCUCCUCAUCUUUUUUUUCCGGGAUAAUAAUCGCCGUCCUAUUGCCGGUCACUGAGAUUCUUGCCGUUGUCACUUUCAAUGAGAAGUUUCAAGCGGAAAAAACUAUUUCUUUGAUACUCAAUCUUUGGGGUUUUGUAUCUUAUUUUUAUGGUGAAAUUAAACACAACAAAAAAAAGAUGAAGAACUUAGAGCUCCAAAGACGUGCAGAAACAACGACUACUCAAAUUACAAACAUCUAAAUUAAACAAGAUUAUAUAUCAAUUAAACAACCUUCCACUCUUCAGUAAUCCCAAUAUAUCGAUU